CUCCGUCGCCUUUAACAUUGAAGUCUUUCAAAUGUUUCUUGCUUUAUCAUUUUGAUAAUUCAAUUGUUCACUCCCCAAAUCUUUCAACUUGAAGCCACCUUAAAGGCGUGAUAUAGACAUGCUCUGUCGCAUGGCUAGUUACCAUAUUGUACAAAUUUGUUCUUCCACUUAUAAGUAAAUUCUCUUUUUUGUUUCCCCGGACUAGCCUUCUUCACAACCACUCAGAAUGACGACGCGACGCGAUUUCUUAAGCCAGCCGGCGCCCGAGAACUAUGUUGCAGGUUUAGGUCGUGGUGCCACCGGUUUCACCACUCGAUCAGAUUUAGGUCCAGCUAGAGAGGGACCCUCUGAAGAUCAGAUUAAGGAAGCCCUUGCGAAACGAGCAGCUCAACUAGGAUUCGGUGACGCAGUACCCGGCAAAAAGGACGACGAGGAUGACAACGAAGAGCGAUUCCAAGACCCGGAUAACGAGGUCGGCUUAUUUGCCGGUGGUGUUUACGACAAAGAUGACGAUGAGGCCGAUAGGAUAUACCGAGAGAUAGAUGAGAAGAUGGAUAAGCGACGAAGAGCUAGAAGGGAAGCCCGCGAAAAAGCUGAACAAGAAGAAUACGAGCGCAAAAAUCCCAAGAUUCAACAACAGUUUGCCGACCUCAAACGAAGCCUGGAAGGCGUUUCCGAAGAAGAAUGGGCAGCAUUACCUGAAGUCGGUGAUCUUACCGGAAAGAAUCGACGGAGCAAACAGGCAAGGCAGCAGCGCUUUUAUGCUGUUCCCGAUAGCGUUUUGGCCGCUGCUGGCAGUGCCGGAGAGCUUGGAUCAACCGUAGCCGACGACGGGGCGACCACGACAGCCGGCGGCCCGAGUACCCAAGAUGGAACUAUGACCAACUUCGCCAAGAUUGGUCAAGCAAGAGACAAAGUCCUUCAAGUUAGGCUUGAUCAAGCGUCACAAAACGGAACUGCGACAUCAGGAAGUGCGACAAGCGUUGAUCCCAAAGGCUACCUAACUAGUCUAGCAAAAACCCAGCUGCCAGAAAGCGCUGCGCAAGUAGGAGAUAUCAACAGAGUGAGAGAGCUUCUUGAAUCAGUCAUCAAAACCAACCCCAACAAUGGUCCUGGCUGGGUAGCCGCAGCUCGUGUCGAGGAACUAGCAGGCAAAAUUGUAGCAGCGCGGAAUGUGAUAGCACGUGGUUGUGAACAUUGUCCAAAAAAUGAGGAUGUCUGGCUUGAGAAUAUCCGGUUGAACGAAGGGCGUAACGCUAAGAUUAUUGCUGCGCAAGCAAUUCAAAAGAACAACCGCUCGGUGAGAUUAUGGGUGGAGGCGAUGAAACUAGAAGGCGACUCAAGAUCAAAGAAAAGAGUAAUACGACAUGCUCUAGAUCACAUUCCUGAAUCCGAGGCACUCUGGAAGGAAGCGGUUAAUCUAGAAGAAGACCCGGAUGAUGCUAGACUGCUAUUAGCCAAGGCCACGGAACUCAUCCCACUCUCAGUAGACCUGUGGCUCGCCUUGGCCAGACUUGAGUCGCCAGAAAAUGCCCAAAAGGUGCUCAACAGAGCUCGUAAGCACUGUCCGACAUCCCACGAAAUCUGGAUAGCUGCUGCGAGAUUACAAGAGCAGCUUGGUCAAGGAGAGAAGGUCAACGUCAUGAAGCGUGCCGCACAAGUUCUUGUUAAAGAAUCCGCAAUGCCAAAAAGGGAGGAGUGGAUUGGUGAGGCAGAGAAGUGCGAGCAAGAAGGUGCCAUCAUUACUUGCGGCGCAAUCAUCCGAGAAACUCUUGGCUAUGGCCUGGAUGAGGACGACGAUCGUAAAGAUACUUGGUUAGAUGAUGCUCGUGGAAGUAUUAAUAGGGGUAUGUUCGAAACCGCUCGCGCCAUCUACGCAUAUGCGCUUCGAGUAUUCCCCACAAGUAAGACGAUCUGGUUAGCAGCUGCAGAUCUCGAACGAAACCACGGCACCAAGGAAGACCUGUGGCAAGUCCUCGAAAAAGCUGUGAAUGCUGUACCUCGCAGUGAAGUUUUAUGGAUGAUGCUUGCCAAGGAGAAAUGGCAGGCUGGAGAAAUCGACAACGCACGACGUGUUCUAGCUAGAGCUUUCCAGCAAAAUCCAAACAACGAAGACAUCUGGCUCGCAGCCGUCAAAUUAGAGGCUGAGAAUGGACAAACUGAGCAGGCACGAGGCCUCUUGAAAACGGCCCGUCAAGAGGCUCCAACCGAUCGUGUCUGGAUGAAGAGUGCCACCUUCGAAUGGCAACUAGAUGAUCUCGACGCGGCUCUAGAUCUUGUCCAACAAGCUCUUAACCUCUUCCCAGCCUCCGCCAAGCUCUGGAUGAUGAAGGGUCAGAUCUACGAGGACCUAGAAAAGCCGCUACAAGCUCGUGAAGCUUAUAGCACAGGUGUCAAGGCAGUGCCCAAGUCAGCUCCUCUAUGGCUACUCUAUUCUCGCCUAGAAGAGAAGCUUGGACAACUCCCCAAAGCUCGCUCUGUUCUUGAUCGUGCACGUCUCGCAGUACCGAAAUCGGCAGAGCUAUGGUGCGAGUCCGUUCGGGUAGAGAGACGGGCGCAGAACAUGAAGCAGGCCGAGUCACUUAUGGAACGCGCCCUCCGCGAUGUGGCUAAGCCAGAUCAGGGCAUCCUCUGGUGCGAGAAGAUCUGGCACCUCACGACGCGGCCGCAGCGAAAACCACGAGCGCUGGAAGCGAUCAAGGAGGUGGACAACGACCCGGUCCUACUAGUAGCCGUCGCGCGCAUAUUCUGGGGCGAGCGCCGGCUCGAGAAGGCACAGAACUGGUUCGAAAAGGCGUUGGUGCGGGAUUCAGAUCUGGGCGAUAGCUGGGCGUGGUACUACAAGUUCCUGCUCGAGCACGGGACGGAGGAGAAGCGGGAGGAGGUUAUUAGUAAAUGCGUUGGUGUGGAGCCGAGGCACGGAGAGGUUUGGCAGGCGGUGGCGAAGAACCCGAAGAAUGCGCGCAAGAGUGUUGAGGAGGUUCUGAAGCUGGUGGCUGCUGAGCUGAGAUAAGCUAGGUCUAUAGUGUGCGGUGGCUCUGUGCAGGUAGAAUUUAUAUGCAUAAAUGAGUAACUGAUGGACUGGA
Hypoxylon fragiforme is the source of this 3086-nucleotide messenger RNA. RefSeq names its product pre-mRNA splicing factor. The transcript has 2 exons. Gene Ontology annotation, molecular function: protein binding. Bases 227 to 3013 code for a protein of 928 amino acids. Gene Ontology annotation, cellular component: catalytic step 2 spliceosome; U4/U6 x U5 tri-snRNP complex. The record is from RefSeq and is a predicted model, not a curated record. Lineage: Eukaryota; Fungi; Ascomycota; Sordariomycetes; Xylariales; Hypoxylaceae. Gene Ontology annotation, biological process: spliceosomal tri-snRNP complex assembly; mRNA splicing, via spliceosome.